CACUGUCUGUUUAAUAUUUAUGUAUGAACUCAAUUGUUGCCAUGCAGGCAUGCAGGGAUACACCUGAAGAUAUAACCUGAAAACAUUCAAUCCUUUAUAAAACCAAUCAAUAAUAUCAUGCAUCACCAUGUGACUGUGAUCAGGCGGUUCCCGUCAACUCCAAGCCCCGCAGACACGAUAUCAGCCCUUAACUUUAAAAUCAAAGACUUGGUUUCCAAGGGAUUAUAUGACCAAACCCUUCAUCUAUACCAACUACAACUCCAUCCCCAUGGCCUUCAUGCAAAGACCUCCAUUCUUCCUUCAAUCAUUAAAGCUUGCUCCUACGCAAUGUCCUGCCACUUCGGCCUUCAACUUCACUGCGUCGCUCUCAAGUCAGGCUCCGACUCAGACCUGGUCGUAUCCAAUUCUCUCAUCUCCAUGUACGCCAAAUUUACAACUGUUGAAGCAGCACGUCAGAUGUUUGAUGAAAUGCCUGAACGAGACACCAUCACCUGGAAUUCCAUGAUAAAUUGCUAUUUGCAAAAUGGGCAUCUUGAAAAAGGUCUGCAAGUGCUUAAGCAAAUGCAUUUUUAUGGUUUUGUACCGAAAGCAGAGUUGAUUGCCGGCAUCAUGUCAGUUUGCGCGAGGUCAGGAGAGUUGAGACGACUGGGCAGAGAGAUUCACGGGCUCGUUGUUGUUCAUGGAAUGAUUAAGGAGUCGGGGUUCUUGUCGACGGCUCUGGUUGAUUUGUAUAUGAGGUUUCGCGACUCGUCGAUGGCUUUACAUGUAUUUUAUCAUAUGGAAGUUAAAAAUGAAGUUUCUUGGACUGCCUUAGUUUCGGGAUGCAUUGCUAAUCACAAUUAUGUUGAACUGGCCCUGGAUUGCUUCCGGUCAAUGCAGGUUGAAGGCCUGAAACCCAACAGGGUGACUGUGCUUGCCAUUUUACCAGCUUGUGCCGAGUUGGGACUUGUAGAACAUGGGAAAGAGAUUCAUGCAUAUAUCUUUCGUCAUGGGUUCGAUUCAGAUAAUCAUUGCUCAGCAGCUCUCAUACACAUGUAUUGCAAAUGUGGGAAAGCUUUGCGUUCUGCCAAGUUAAUUUUCGAGAGGGAAGCUGUUAAAGAUGUUGUGAUAUGGAGCUCGAUUAUUGGGAGCUAUUCUCAAUGCGGGGAUUACACGAAAUCUCUGAAACUCUUCAGCCAAAUGCGAGCUGAAGGAAUUGAACCCAACUCUGUAACUGUAUUGGCGAUCAUUUCUGUCUGCGCUUCCCUGUCUUCACUAAUCCUUGGCUGUGGAGUCCAUGGCUAUGUCUUAAAAUCUGGGUUAAGUUUUGACAUUUUCAUUGGGAAUGCACUCAUCAAUAUGUAUGCAAAGUGUGGUUGUCUCAAGGAUUCACAUCAGGUUUUCAAGGAGAUGCCGAGCAAAGAUUCUGUUUCAUGGAGCGCACUGAUUGGCAGUUAUGGCCUUCAUGGGGAUUCCGAGAAAGCUCUGCAACUCUUUGGUGAGAUGCAAGAGAGAGGGGUAGAGCCUGAUGCAGUUACUUUCCUCUCUGUUUUAUCUGCUUGCACCCAUGCCGGCCUAGUGGAAGAAGGAAGUAAGAUCUUUAAGCGUCUGACAGAAGGUAAUAAAAUAGAAUUAAGCACGGAGCACUACGCUUGCUUUAUCGAUCUUCUUGGAAGGACGGGCAAGCUUGAAGAUGCUUAUGAGCUAGUGAGAUCAAUGCCCAUGACACCAAGUACUAGAAUUUGGACUUCUUUGGUUACAGCUUGCAAGAUUCAUGGAAAAUUAGACAAGGCAGAAUUUUUAGCACAUGAGCUUGUUACCUUGGAGCCUGAGAAUGCUGCCCACUAUACCUUACUGAGCACGGUUCAUGCUGAAACCGGAAACUGGCUUGGCGUGGAAGAGGCAAGGAGAGCCAUGAGAAUACAAGGAUUAAGGAAAGGCUACGGAUUCAGCCGAAUUUAGCCAGAAAACAAAAAGGGUUGUGCCGUAUUACUCAUCAUCGACCACGCAAACGCUCAAUUAUCAACUCAAGGGUUGUAG
Molecule: messenger RNA, 2019 nt
Organism: Malus domestica (apple)
Lineage: Eukaryota; Viridiplantae; Streptophyta; Magnoliopsida; Rosales; Rosaceae
Product: pentatricopeptide repeat-containing protein At4g31070, mitochondrial
Molecular function (GO): protein binding
Source: RefSeq, a predicted model, not a curated record